GUCCUUCCUGUCCCCGCAGCGCAUUUCCUGGAGCAGGUUAAACAGGAGUGUCAUUUCUUCAACGGGACAGAGCGGGUGCGGUACCUGCUGAGCUACAUCCACAACGGGCAGGAGUACGUGCGCUUCGACAGCGACGUGGGGGAGUACCGCGAGGUGACUGAGCUGGGGCGGCCGGACGUUGAGCACUGGAACAGCCAGGAGGACAUCCUGGAGCGGAGGCGGGGCGAGGUGGACAGGCUCUGCAGACACAACUACAGGGUGUCUGAGGGAUUCCUGGUGCAGUGGAAAA
This is a messenger RNA of Myotis davidii, 289 nucleotides long. RefSeq names its product HLA class II histocompatibility antigen, DRB1-4 beta chain-like. Gene Ontology annotation, cellular component: MHC class II protein complex; late endosome membrane; lysosomal membrane. Gene Ontology annotation, molecular function: MHC class II protein complex binding. The transcript has a single exon. Gene Ontology annotation, biological process: immune response; positive regulation of T cell activation; antigen processing and presentation of exogenous peptide antigen via MHC class II. The record is from RefSeq and is a predicted model, not a curated record. Lineage: Eukaryota; Metazoa; Chordata; Mammalia; Chiroptera; Vespertilionidae. The annotation marks the transcript as partial.